Betta splendens (Siamese fighting fish) is the source of this 3721-nucleotide messenger RNA. RefSeq lists its product as uncharacterized. Gene Ontology annotation, molecular function: zinc ion binding; DNA-binding transcription factor activity. The record is from RefSeq and is a predicted model, not a curated record. Bases 291 to 3635 code for a protein of 1114 amino acids. Lineage: Eukaryota; Metazoa; Chordata; Actinopteri; Anabantiformes; Osphronemidae. The transcript has 9 exons.
CCUGGCAUGAGGUUUACAUCGGAUUUAUUUUUAUCCGGCACCGAGGCUUAAAACCGUGUAGGUUAUAAUGUUACUUUUCUUGCUAGCGAUUGACGGAAAUUUCAAUAAAUUGUUUGUUUAUUUGUUAUUGUACGACAUCAACGGACAAAUCAACCCGUAGCAAGUGUGAGAUGUUUCCGGGCGUGAUGUUUGUCUGGUAAUAGAUCGGACCUUUGAUCGCUAGCUGUUAGCGUUAGCAUUAGCGUUAGAUUCCAAGACUAGAGAGGAGUUCUGCUUGGGUUCACUUGACGAUGGCGGAGCCUUCAACGUCCCGUGUUUGUGUCCGCCAGACUCGGACCGAAGUAGAAGAAUUAAUCGAAGAAAUAGAGGAAACAACUCAGUGUAAAUAUGUCAGCGUCUGCAACGACAGAAACUUCAACGACAUGAAAUGGCAGCCAACUGCAAAGAACAGAGUCUUCUUUGAGAAGAAGAACGAUGGGAAGUCUCCAACCAUCUCCUUCACUGGGAUACCAUUUAUUUUCAUUGGGAGCAUGUCUUUUGAAUGUCACUUAGGUAAAGACAGAGCAAAAAGAAAGAAGGAGCGAUAUGCACAGAAGAACACAUCUGGAGACAAUUUGGACAAGAAAAGAAGAUAUUUGGCCCAAGACACCAAAAAGAUUGGCUGCCCUGCGGAGCUCAAGGUGACGAGAGUGGCCAUGUUCCCCAAACACAAGAUCCUGAAGGACAGUGUGUGGGAAAGAAAGCGUGCAGGACAAGCUCUUAGGAGCAUUCUACAGGAGAACAAGCUAGUCGCCUGGGAAAACACAUACUAUGUGUUGGUCCCACGGCUGGAGGAUCAUGUGGGCCACCCCGUCCUGGGAGAGGUGGCGUGUGCUCGUGAAGCAGCCAACCCUGUGGUGGAGGAGCGGAUAAAGGAGCUGUUACGACAAGGAGUGAGAAGCGUCAGCGAGAUGCGCAGGCACAUCCGAGCGUUUGUGAAGGACAAGCUGUACAGCGGCGAUAAGCCUCUGCCGCUGACGAGGUACCGCUACUACACCCUGCACCAGAACCUGAGGAACAUCAUGAAAACGGCCAAAGACGCUGCCGCUCACUCUAGUGACGAUGAGGAGAAACUGCAGAUGUUUGUGAGGACGUGGAGAGAGAGAGAUCCUGAGGACAAAUUCUUUGUCAGGCCACGUCGCGAGGGAGAAGAGUUCCUUCUGUGCUACCAGGCCAAGUGGCAGCAGCGACUUCUGAAGCUCUACGGGCAGGACGUCUGCCUCCUUGGCGCUUUAUCGCACAAGGCCGCGCAGAUGUCGUUCUUUCUCCUGUGGGUUCGCACAAACGUGUGCCACGUCGCUGUGGCAGCUUUUGUUGUCCAGCGUGAGACCAAGGACGCGGUGUCAGAGGCCCUACAGCUGCUGAUGGCCUGGAACGAGGGCUGGGCCCCAGGCCACUUCAUGGUGGAUUUCAGCUCGGCACAGAUCGAUGCUGUGGAGCGCGUGUUCACAGGUUGCAGAGCUGCUGUGUGUUAUUUCCACCUGGAGAAGGCAUGGGGGGAGUGGAUGAGAGAAGCAGACCAUGGGGUGCAGAACCAAGACCAGGCUUUAGACUCCCUGAGAAAAGUCAGUGCCGCUGACUCUGUCCACAUGUAUGAGCAGUCACUAAAGGAGCUGCAGGACAGCGAGGAGUGGGCCAGAAAUCCUCUCUUCCAGAAAUGGUUUCAGACGACAUGGCUGCCUGAGUCGAAGAGAUGGGCUGCGGCGUUUCACGAGGAGUCACUGCAACACAACAUCGUAGCCAACAAUGGGGUCGAGCGGCUAAAUGAGGCGUUCAAGUACAGGCACCUGGACAAUUAUAAAACCAGCAGCAUAAGUGAAAUGAUGACCGUCAUCGUCAGUGAUUUCAUCCCUCAGUUGCAAAAGAAGUACAUCCAGCUGAACAUCCAACAUUCUUCUGGGGACACUGCUGGUUUGCCAACCUUCCUUCACAACCGACCCAGUGACAUGGUGAUGCACAUCAAAGACCGAAUGGCUGCAGAUCUAGGUCUUCACCAAAUCUCAGAAGUGUCUCUUGGAACGUUCAAGGUGACCACUGAGGGCGACCAAGGAAGUCAUGUCGUCACACUGGGGUCUAACGCGACUCUGCCAUCGUGCAGCUGUGAAGACUGGAAGCGAAGCAGACUUCCAUGUAAACACUUCUGCGCAGGCUUCAGAGCUGGCUGGAAAUGGGAAGACCUCUGCCCACAGUACAGAGACAGCCCACUGUUCACCCUCGACCCUGUCUGCUUCAGCUGCAGCGCUCCAGCUCCGCAGCCUGAGGAGGAAACCCUGCACGUUCCAGAUAGCAGCCAGACAGAUGAACAAAUGUCAGAUGGUGAAGACUAUGAAUCUGUGAAAAGGGAGGGAAAUUCAAACAACACCCUUGAUCGUGACCCAGGCACUAAAGCGCUACCGCAAGAUGAUUCACAAUCGCUGCAGGCACUUCCAGAAAUAACAAAAGCAAUGGAAGCAGUCAACAGAACCAAGAGACGAUGCAUUGAACUUCUCAAGGCCUUGAGUGACACAAUAAUUUUUGUGGACAAUCAGGACUUCUUACAAAACCUGGAAAUUACUUUGGAGGACGUGGUAAUGGAGUUAAAAGAACAUGCUCCACGUGACCAAAGGCCGGCGCUAAACACCAGUACGAAGAGACGAAAACGUAAAAGUGCAGGAGGAAACCGUGAUGCUGCCCCACAAUUAAAAAGGUCCAAACAUGUGCACACAAACACAGCCGGUGCGACGGGCAAAAGCUCAGCACAGGAGAAGGAUAAGGUCCCAUUGCGCUCGAUGUCUCAACCCCAGACAGACGCUUUGCAGGGUAAGUCCUGUACGCGUGAGGAUGAGCUAGACGUAGAACUGCCAGAGAGGCCGCUGUCAGGAGCCUGGCGUAAAGUGGGAGCGACGGUUUUAACCCGUGCUGAUGAGUUCCUGCUUCUAACUGGGCGACGGCUCAACGACAAGCACAUUAAUGCGAGCCAGUGUCUUCUGAGGGAGGAGUUUCCGUUUGGGGAAGGACUUAACGACCCGGAUCGGCUUCCUGUCGACGCAGCUCGAGUCCCGGCGGCAACAGAUGCCGUCCAGAUCCAUCGCGUCGGUCGACACUGGCUGGUGUCGGCUGCAGUCAGAAACCACGUCCAGGUGUAUGACUCUCUGCUGCCGGGAGGGUGCACUCCCCUGACCCUGAGGCAGCAGCUUGCUGCCAUCUACAGGAGGUUCUGCAGGGGUCCCGAUGGAGUCAUCCAUGUGCAGAUGAAAUGUGCACAGAAGCAGCAGCGGGCAGUGGACGGUGGACUCUUCGCUAUUGCAAAUGCAGUGUCUUUGGCGUCGGGCAUCGAUCCUGCCGAUGUCCAGUACAACCAGAAGACGAUGAGAACCCAUCUCCACGUGUGCCUCACAAAGAGAAAGCUCAAGAUGUUCCCGCACACGCAAAGAAAAUCCAGGUGCACGACAGCAGAGAGGCGCGAAACACUGAGCAAGUACUGCAUCUGUCACCGGUACCAGGAGCGAGCGGACAUGGUGCAGUGUGACAAGUGCCACGGCUGGUACCACUCCAGCUGUGUGAAUGUGGCUCCACAGAUGAUUACAAAUAAGUACCAGUGCCCCCAGUGUAGCUGAGCUGUGGCUGUACACCAGGUUAUAUCAAUAUAUUGGUGUUCAUGAUAUGAAUAUGGAUUAAAUACAAGCCAACACACAAAGCAAAA